This is a messenger RNA of Oenanthe melanoleuca, 1948 nucleotides long. RefSeq names its product early activation antigen CD69-like. The record is from RefSeq and is a predicted model, not a curated record. The transcript has 6 exons. The coding region runs from base 204 to 1097 and encodes 297 amino acids. NCBI's taxonomy places the organism in Eukaryota, Metazoa, Chordata, Aves, Passeriformes, Muscicapidae.
CGCUCCUACAGGACUGGAACAGAACGCUUCUCUCCCGGUGCUUUCUGGCUGGUCCGGGAAGGCGGCGGUCCCGUAGCUGGGAGCGGCUCCAGCACAGGUGCUGCCGCAGCGUCCGGGCAGCGGGGACAGCGCGGGACUGAGCUGGCAGCGCCUUCCUGAGCCUCGGUGUCCCGCAGGGUCGGGACCAGCUGGGACCUGUCAUCAUGUCCCUUUCCAUGGGCCAUCUCCGUGGGCGUAAAGCUGUUUCCAUGCCCGACACUCGAAAGGGUUUUCCAUCAUUCCUGAUUUGUCGGGAGCACGGGGUUAAUUGUUCCGAGCAGUGGUAUUCCGGCUGUGAGCUGGAGAAGAGUGAAUUCUGCUCCAUCCAUGGGCGUCUGAAGGAGCUCCUGCGUAUCCUGGAGAGACGAGCAGCCGGGCUGACACACUUGCCUGGGGUGCAAGAAGCCACUUGUGGUAAUCUCAGGGACGCCAGUUGUGAGCGUGCAGUGAGUGAAGAUGUGGAGAAUGGAAUCUGCAGCAGCGAUGGCAGAGUGAGGGAGCCCCUGGAUCCCCAGGGCACAUCAGCAACCGGCCAUGGGCACAGAAGCAUCCUCAGAAGAUUCCUGGGCAAGAGGUUCAGCUGCCAUCCCGUGCUCCCCUUGGUGCUGAUCCUGCUCCUGGUGCUGGUGCUGGCGUUGGCGGUGGCCUUGGCUGUGCAGUCAGCAACACAGGCUCCAGUUCCAACUGCGACUCCUCUGUUGAUUCUGGGCUGUCCCCCUCGCUGGGUUGGAUACAAUGGAGUCUGCUACUACUUCUCAAGGGAGAAGGGGACCUGGGAUGAGGGUCAGGAGCGGUGCUCGGAGCUCGGGGCCUCCCUGGCCAUUGUCAAGGAUGAGGCAAUGGAUUUGCUCUUCCGCCUCGGCGGGAACGGCGAUUACUGGGUGGGGCUGCGCAGAUGGGGCGAGCACCUGCAGUGGGGGGACGGCAGCAGCUUCAGCUCCUCGGUUCCUGUCCUGGGCAAUUCCGAGUGUGUGUACCUGGCUGAGGAGAAAUUCAGGAGUUUCAUCUGCUCGAAUCCGCAGCCGUAUCUCUGCAGCAAGCCCCGAGCUCCCCUGUAACAGGGGCUGGAGAAAGGAGCUUCUCCACGCUGGGCAGUCCCAGCUUCACCUCUCAGCCCAGCUCAGGGCUGUCCUUUCUCAGCUGCACCCUGUGCCUUGCACUUGCUCUCAGGGUCACCUCAGUGCCUGUUCAUCCCCCUGCCAGCGCUGGGCUGGCUGUUCAAAGGAAAAGUCUCUGCAAUCCAUCCUGCCAGCCGUGCUAGCUGGAGUGAGGGGAUUGCCCUCACUGCACACCAAACUCGAAUGGGAAAUCCAAAUCACCCAGCCAGACAUCUUGGAAAUUAUCACCAAGCGGCCUAAAGGUGAGACUUUUGAGCUGCCCUUGGAAGAGGCAGAAGAACAGCUGACACGUGCUGAGGAGUAAUCCCACUUUUGGCAUUAGGCCCCUGAUUGUGAAGAAUGGUCUGUCUGUCUGUCUCUCUGUCUGUUGCAAAGGAUCUGACUGUUCUCCUGCUAUGGGAGGAAAGCCAGGUAGCAGGACAAGGAUUUCUCUCCUAGAGGGGGAAGCAGCAAUAUAAUGUGAUUGGAACCCCCAUCCCUCUGUGUUGGAGUGUGUGAAACAGAAGCCUCUCUGAAUUCUUCGAGAGAGAGAUCAGAGUGCAGAAAGUUUAAGUUUAUAUAAUUUAUUAUUAUUUCUAUUAUUUUUAUAUAUUGUACAUAUAUUAAGUGUUUAAAGAAGUAAAUGCCUUAGAAUUUAGUGUUAAAGACAAUCUUUAAGGAGAGCACAAAAACCAUAAUUUUUGGACAUAAUAAAAAUAUAGUAAGAAUAUUACUUACAUUUUUCAGAUAGAACAGAUAGGCCUAUGUGCUGAUUAUGUGUAAACAUUUGCAUUAAAAAACUAGAAUUCUAA